AUGCUAUUGUGUAAAUUUUAUCCUUCUCGAGUUCCAUUAUUCGCCGUUUUCCACGCAAUAUUUUGGUUGCCCAUGAUUUCAUUCGGAAUCUAUUCACCGGAAAAAUACAUGAUUAUGUGUUUUCUGGGUUCAUAUGGAGUAAUGACAAUUAUAAGUCAAUGGUUCUGGUGCUUCAUGAUGAUAAAUAAACUCAAACAGAAAUCCCAGUCCGGAAUUCGUCCAUGUAUAUGCAUCUUCGUUGGAUUGGUUUAUACGAUAUCAGGAAUUUGCAUUGUUCUGUUAUCAUUCUUCAAUAUGAAAGAUACUAAUCAACUACAUUUCCAUUUGACGUUGAUUAAUUUUAUUUGCCAUGUGGUCGCUAUUCCAUUGAGUUCUUUACUUAUCGUUGGUAAUUUUCGUCUAUGGAAAUGCUUUCUACUUGCUAGAAUUAUUGUUUCGCUUCAAAUGAUCAUCGGAUCUUUUUCUUUUGUUUAUUUUAAUCGAGCUGGUCUACUAGUAUUGCAGGCGGAAAACCUGUUUUACAUCAAGGAAAACGAACCGGGUUACAAGGAAUUCAAUCAAUGUGCAAUCAGCGAAUGGUUCGUGAUAUUGGGAUUAAUAGAAGUCACUUUGAUAACUGGCUUAGAAUUAAGAACUUAUGAAAACCGGUAUGAAGAAAUCAAUAAAACCGUGUGAACAUACGGGGAAUAACUUUUCCCCAUUUUAAAUAUUUCUCAAACCAAAUUGUACUUAUCUGUAUAUUAUUUUACGAGGAUUUGUGUUUUCAUGUGUGUAAAUGAACUAACUCACAUGUACAUAUUCGUCAUGUGUUUGCGUCAGAAGACUUUCAUUAAUGAAGUUGUGAGAAUUUGAGGUUAUAAUUACUACUUUGUUAGUUUACUAUGUUGUUCCCAUUAAAUUUAUUUACAAUUUCUUUUCAUUAUUGUCCGAAAUGUAAAACGUUUGUAUAUUGAAUAGAAUAUCA
This is a messenger RNA of Schistosoma curassoni, 964 nucleotides long. NCBI's taxonomy places the organism in Eukaryota, Metazoa, Platyhelminthes, Trematoda, Strigeidida, Schistosomatidae. The record is from the annotation of a GenBank genome assembly.